UCAGAGUCAUUUCCUGCAGUGCAAAGAGGACAAUCCAGACUUUGAAGGGGUCGACUGUGUGGUGUUUGAGUCUCCCUAUCCUAUGACCAUGGCGCUCUCCGUCUUGGUCACCAUCGAGAUGUGCAACGCCCUCAACAGCCUCUCGGAGAACCAGUCCUUGCUACGGAUGCCUCCGUGGGAGAACGUCUGGCUCCUGGGCUCCAUUUGCUUGUCCAUGUCUCUCCACUUCCUCAUCCUUUAUGUAGAACCAUUGCCACUGAUCUUCCAGAUCACCCCUCUGAACCUGACCCAGUGGCUGAUGGUGCUCAAGCUCUCCCUGCCGGUGAUCCUGAUGGACGAGACUCUUAAGUUUGUGGCCCGCACUUACCUAGAGCCGGUGAAACUGGAGUAAAUCAUUUAGUCCUAAACCAAUUUUUGCCGAAUUGUAAGGUUAAUUUUCUUGCAUGUGUCUUUAGCAACGCGUCUGCUGAAAACAUCUGCAUGAGUCUUGUACAUGGAAAAAAAAAAACUUUUUAAAAGCCUUCCCAAAAGCGAAGGAGAAAAAAAAAAUUGAACUGCAAACUUGUGUUCCGUGAAGGAAGUGUGUGGUGCUCUUACAACUAAAGGUUUAUAUAUACAGAUCUACCAAACUGUGCAAUAUAGUUUUUAACUGAUAAAAAACAAAAACUUCUGCAAAAGAUGUACUGGGAAUGCAUGAAGACGAGGCUCCCUUAACCUGCUGAGCAAGAAAUAUGAGUGAUGAUCCGGCCAAGAUUUCCACCCCCUCCCCUCCUUUUUCCAUAUUUCAUUGUGUAAAAUGUUAUUGAUCCUUUAUCAAAAUGUACAGUAUUAGACUGUCGAAAUGCAUGCUUUUCAGUUGUACGUAGCCGAUGAACCUCUAUUGUAUCUUUGAAAAAAAGAAAGAAAAAUUUAACAGUUUAAACAGCUCUGUACAAUAUGCAGUUCUAUUUAUACAGAUCAUUUGAUGGAUGGUACCGUUCCUGAAAUGUUUUAAGAAAACUCUUAAACCUUCAAAUUCCAUAACUUCAGUUUCUUUUUUAAAAAAAAGAGAAAUAAUCACCCGGAGUGUGCAAAUAGACUUUUUCCUUUUGCAACGUAGUCGUGUAACUUAUUUUAAAAAAUCUAAAAGUCGUUCAGUGCAAUACACGAGUCGUGACGCAUUUUAUCCGAACAAGAGGGGGGGGGUCAACUUGGAAGGGCUUCCCAACGCCAGCAAAGCAGCAGGCAGGAACACCCCCCCCUCCCUCGGUUUUCCUUCCUUGAUACUUUUCUCGGAUGGAUUUCCAAACCCACCGGAGACGCGCACCUUCGCCUGGAUUCCUACCUCGAGGGAAUUCCCACGGGCAAAAUGUGGCCGAGGGUUUAUUGGCGUGGCUCCCGGCGUGGUGGAGUCCCCUUCGGAUCCAUUUCUAAGAUAUAGCAUGUGUGACUUUUUUUUUUUUUUAGAAGUUGUAAAUAACGUCUGAUGGAACAUCACACUACCAUCCUGGUUUCGGGUAAAAUAAAAAACUUAUUCUACAGUAAACACCCUUUUUUGCCUUUGAUGUAUUUUCAAGAUCUGGAGUUGGAUGCUUUGCAACUUAGGCAGAGAGCAUCACAAUCAAACUUCGAUUCUCCGUUUCCAGUCAUUAGAUGUCUUCACUGAUUAAAUGUCAUUCUUGUAAGGAGCUACAGGACUUAUGCGGUGGCUAAGAGGCUGAGCUUAUUGA
Molecule: messenger RNA, 1709 nt
Organism: Thamnophis sirtalis
Lineage: Eukaryota; Metazoa; Chordata; Lepidosauria; Squamata; Natricidae
Source: RefSeq, a predicted model, not a curated record